AGGGUAUAGAUUGCAGUGGGAGCCCUGGUGGGCCAGGCUGCAUUGUGAUAGCGACAGAUGUCUGAGGGGCACUCCUCAGAGCCACACUGCACCCUCGCAGAGCAAGCCUGGAAUCCGCAGCUGUCACUUGCAAGGCUUUCGCCCUCCAUUAUCACAUUCAAGCGGAGUCUGGGCACCGACUGAGCGCGCUCCACACAUACAGGUGACACCAUGGGAGGGAAACUGAGCAAAAAAAAGAAGGGCUACGAUGUGAGUGAUCCUAAAGACAAAAAGGAUGAGGCUGCAGCACCAGCCGCAAGUGCCGAAGAGUCCGGUAAAGCGGAGGAUGAGGCAGCACCCGCGGAAGCUCAUGUCACACCCGAAUCCGGCAAAGCGGAAGAGGUAGCUACUGGAUCGGAUGAGGCGGCAGUCAAAGACCCCGAAGAGCCCAAUUCCACUCCACCUGAGGAACAAGUUCCAGUAGAAGCCCCAGUUCCAGAAGAAUCAGUCCCUGUCGAAGAAGAAGCAGCUCCGGUUCCAGAUGAACCGGUCCCGGUCAAGGAAGAAGCAGCACCGGUUCCAGACGAACAGGUCAUAACCAAUGAAGAAGCAGCUUCCGUUGCAGAACCGGACGUCGUCAAGGAAGAAGUAGCUCCAGUAACAGAACCUGUUGCAGUCCAAGAGGCUGCUCCAGUUCCAGAGGAACAAGCAGCACCAGAGGAACCGCCUACAGCACCACAAGAAGUGGCUUCAGUACCAGAGGAAUCAGGGCCACUCGCAAAGGAAACAACUCCAGUUCUAGAGGAAGCAGCUGCAGUAGAAGAAGAACCUACUGCAGCACCAGAUGUGCCUGUUCCAGUUCUAGAAGAAGCUGCUGCAGUUUCCGAAGUAGCAUCGCCGUUACCAGAAGACGCCGCGGUCAAAGAACCAACGGAGGCAGAAGUGGAGUCUGCAGCUACACCCGAACCCGUUGAAGAACCUCCCAGAGUUAAAGAAACUGUGACAGAAGUAGAGGUUGUUCCCGCUAGUCCAGAGGAGGCCCUCACAGAGACAGAAUCCAUUCCCGUGACUGUUACCGAGACUGAGGCCGUUAUGGAGGAGACAGCCCAACCUCCAUUCCUUCAGGAACUCGAACCGUUUGCUGAGCCAGAAAUAGAGCAAGAGACAAUUUUGCAAACCAAACCAGAGCAGGUAACAGACCCUGAGCCAGAAUCAGUGACGGAACCAGAGCCCGAACAGGAGAUUGACACACAGGAGCCCCAAGCUGAGGAACAAGACCAAGAAGAUGAGCCCGGUCCAACGCCGGCCGCAGAUGACACCGCAGAACACGAGACUGAGGAUGCCGAGGAAAUCCACGAAAAACGUAUGCCUUCAAACUACGAGCCAGCUGGACCGGACACAGAAGAACUCGCAGAAUCCGACGCCAUAGCCGAAGCUUCCGCGGAAGACGUGCCUUGCCCAGAGAGCGCGGCUGAAACAAAGCUGGAGAACGGCGACGCAGAGAGCUCGCCUCUUCCAGAGGAGCUGACGGAAAUAUCGGCUUUGCCGGCCGUGAAUGGUCAGCGCCCAAUCUCAACACGUGCGGAAGAAUGCGUUAAUGGUACGGAGAAGUCAGCGGAGUCCCCCGUCAAGAAGCUGAGUGACUUUGAACUGAAAGUGGACGUUAGCCUGAGCGAGGAUGUCCGCCACCAUGCCCCCGAGGACGCCGGCGACAUGGCGGAGGCUCUGAAUACCGAGCUCACGCAGGAAGUCUGAUCUUAAUGUGAAUUUGGGGCAAAUCUUCCAAUGUUGUGUGAGAAAGGCGUCAAGGAAUCACAAAAGCGGUGAGGGUUUCGGAAACGUCGCUGAGCACGGUGGUGUUUUUCACGGUAACUCGGGCAAUAAUAUUUGUUUUGAGUUCAAAAACAAAAAUAAA
Molecule: messenger RNA, 1894 nt
Organism: Hippocampus zosterae (dwarf seahorse)
Lineage: Eukaryota; Metazoa; Chordata; Actinopteri; Syngnathiformes; Syngnathidae
Product: fibrous sheath CABYR-binding protein
Exons: 2
Coding region: 211-1734 (507 amino acids)
Source: RefSeq, a predicted model, not a curated record